ACGACGACGUCCAAGCAUAAAACCUUUUCUGCUACAUCGGCUUACUGUGUGAUCUAAUUAGGGUUUCGAAUUGGGAACUGUUCAUGCAUUGCUCAAUAGUUCUCACUUAAAUACUUUCUCGCAUCAUCUCUACGUCGUAAAUCGACCUCCAGAAUGAAACUUCAGUGCUUGGGCAAACAAUUGUUCAAUUCUUCUGCGAAUUUGCCCCGAAUUCAACUCUCAUCUCCAAUGGAGGCUCAUCUAUGGUAUAUAAUACCCAGUGAAGUGCAAUCCCAAUCAUUAUUAAAUCAGUACGCCGAAAUUCUAUCCCCAUGCGAGAAAGAAAUAGUUUUCGAAAUGCGCGACGAGGAGCUCAGAAAAAGAGCUCUGCUGGCUCGUGCUUUGGUUCGGACUACCAUUGCCAGAUAUCAGAUAAAUUCUCAUGUUAGUCCACGAUCGUUGAAGUUUAUUAAGAACGUACAUGGGAAACCAGAGGUGGAUUGGCAACACUGCGAACAAUGGCGUCCACUGCCACUGCAUUUCAACAUCUCACACACUUCGUCUUUGAUAGCCUGCGGAGUCACAGUCGACUCUCCUAUUGGUAUUGAUGUGGAAAAGAAGAAUCGAAGACUGAAGCAUAAUGUCAUGUCCUUUGCUCAACGAUAUUUUUCAAAACAUGAAGUUCAAGUGUUGUCUGCUAUUUCAGAUCCCCAACUUCAGCUGCAGGAGUUUAUAAAAUUGUGGACUCUCAAGGAAGCAUAUGUCAAAGCAUUGGGACGAGGCUUUUCAGAUGCUCCAUUCAAGACUUUCACAAUUCGAAUUAGGUCUGCUACUAAAGGAAGCUUUGCAGGAAAUUCCAAUUUUGAGGCUUCUGAAAUAGUGGUGGAUUCUUUUGAUGACUCCAUGGACCUUACAAGUGAUUGGAAGUUUGUACUCAUGGAUUUGGCUGGUUCUCAUUAUGCUGCCAUUUGUACCAAAAAGGAUUCUUCCAUUCAAGGCAUACAGAUUACUCCUACGAAACUGACAGUAUGGAAGACAAUUCCCUUCGUUCACGAUGAAUGCGUUUCAGGAACAGCAGCAGUUGUGAUUAUUAGUGGCUAAGUUGAGAUUCUCAUUUUGAUGAUGCGAGAUAUCAUUUUGGUGGUAACUUGACAGAGUGGAUGUUAUGCACCACAUUGUGUGACAGCAAUUUAAUUUUUGGAUAGAAAGGAUCAACACUUAGUCCAGUCCCGCCUUUACCAGGGACUUCCAGUUUCAUCAAAAGAUGGGAACAGUGAUGCAUAAAGCCAUAAAUCUAUAUUCUUUCCUAACCACGGAGAUAAUCUUGACUUGUAGGCAAUUAAGGUUAGCAAUUCUUUAGCUUCUUUCUGUGUCUAUUGUGAUUGUAUUGUUCAUGGAAUCUAUUAUGGUUCAAAAAUUCUGAGUUCUUUUGCCUUCA
Molecule: messenger RNA, 1417 nt
Organism: Coffea eugenioides
Lineage: Eukaryota; Viridiplantae; Streptophyta; Magnoliopsida; Gentianales; Rubiaceae
Product: 4'-phosphopantetheinyl transferase HetI
Exons: 8
Coding region: 154-1080 (308 amino acids)
Cellular component (GO): cytosol
Molecular function (GO): magnesium ion binding; holo-[acyl-carrier-protein] synthase activity
Source: RefSeq, a predicted model, not a curated record